UAGCAUAUUUUUUCUUUCUUUCUCUUCCUGAUGAUGCCAAGUCCUGCUUGCUUGACAAACAAGCUUGCUCUCAUUUGCAUUUGAUGACAUUUUCUAAUAACAUUCUAUGCACUAUGGAUUAUAUUUUGUUUGUUUGUUUUUUUUUGCUUAAUUUAAAGGGGACAGCAUUUUAUUUAACAAUUAACAUGUUCUAUGCAGCUACACUAGUCUAAAUGGUAGUCUGAUUAAUGUGAUGUUUAUAUAAUAUGAAUUAAGAUGCAACACUUUAUAAACCUCAUGUGGCAAUUUUGUCACUUGCUAUCGACUGAAAAUGACUUCAGAGUGCCGAAGAGCUCAGGUAACGACUGUUAGGACUCGCCUGUUUACUGGGUUUGGUUGUGUGACGUUCACAAGCUUCGCCCUCAGGCUCUGUGAUGUCAUUAUCAGUUGAUAGCGUUGAAAAAAUGCCCCCCCCCCCCACCCAGGCUCAUCAAACUGGAUUUUUUGCUUAAUUAUAUUACACAAACAAAAUAUUAAUCAGAAUGCUUGUGGGGGUGCAUAAACAAUGUGUUGGAAAGAAAAUGUUUGACUUGACUUACCCUUUAAUGCUUUACGCUUUGUCAUUCAGUGAAUGACUGCUAAUAUUACGCUGUCCAAUACUAAUUGCGUGUACAUUAUUUUUACCACUGAGAGGAAGAAGUGUUAUUGUACACGUCUGAAUCCAAACUGUUAUUCGUAGUUGUUUCUCAAGAAGUUUGUCUUUUUAGUGUUUUGUUCUAUGUGACUGUUAGGAUGAAAUAUUGUACAUGACUAUAUAUUUACUUUGUUUUGUGUGUGCGUGUUGUUUAUGAGGAAUCUGAACCUAAAAAAAUAUUUGUAAAUCUGUCCCUACAAGUUUCUUGCAUAAUUAAUAGAACACCCACGUCAACAAAUUAUUGUUGUUUAUGCCUUAUCUUCAAGGCUAAAUCCAGAAAUUGAAACAAAGUGCCAGGUUUUGUUUUUAAGAAAGUAUGAGCUAAAGUAUUUACACAAAAUGUGACUGUUGUCACACCACCAAAAAUGUUGAUUAUUUGGAGUGAUGUGGUAUUGAAACAGUGUAUACACUGCUGCUAGCCAUUCAACGUCACACACCAAAGGUGAAGCCGUUCCUUAUUGUAUACUGUGAAGUUGACGGAAAACAUACCUACGCUUACGUUACACACACUUUGCAUAUACCGGCGGCGUCGGUUUCCGUGGCAACGGACAACACUGGGAGUCCCAGCUCUGAAACGGGACCUUAACGGACAAUUAUUUAAUUUAUAAGAGUUAGCAUUUCCUUUAGAGCUGUGACAAUAUUACCCAUGAAUGACCCUAAUGGACGAGGAGUCGGUGUCGUCGGAUGUGGAGAACACGGAAGAAAAUCAAGACGAGGACGAAGAAGCUGUAGAGAUUCGCCCUUUGGAUCACGAUAUUAUAGUCCCAGGUCUGUCUUUGCUGUGCCGAACAGGGAAUGGAUUGAGACACGCGUUUAUUAAAGUCAUCUUGAAGGACAAAAGACUAAGCGACAUUGCUGCAAUCAGCGAUUAUGUUCACCUUCGCUUCAUGGAUGUGUCCAACAACCGUAUUUCUGACCUUUCACCUCUAUCAUCCCUCACUCAGCUUCUUUGGCUCAAGAUUGACAGGAAUUACGUAACAUGCUUCCAAGGAGAAACCUUUUCUCAACUGGCCUACCUGCAGUGGCUGAGUAUGGCAGGAAACCGGCUUACUGAGGUGCAAGGUCUUGUUGGACUAGCUUUGGAAAGUCUCAAUCUUUCAGGGAAUCGUAUCGAGCGAUUAAAUGGCCUUGAGAGUUGCCUUUUUUCGAAACUGGCUACUUUGGAGCUGAGAGGAAACCGCUUGACUACAACUAGUGGGAUCAACCUUCCCAAUUUGCAGCGAUAUAUCUGGUAAAAAAUAAAAAGUCUGUUUGUAAUGCUUGCCCAAAAUCUUAUUACAAAUCUUGAGGGUAUAGAGACGUUAGAGAACCUCACCACUCUCCAUCUCCGCAACAACAAACUUGCUAAUCUAGAUGGACUCAGCGCCAACAUGAAAUGUCUCCAAUAUCUCAACGUCAGAAGCAACGACUUCCUUGAUGAGACCUGUCUACUGGCUCUUGGCCAGGUGUCUGCAACCCUGCGAGUGGUGGUCCUCUCAGAGAAUCCGCUGGACGGGACCACAGAUUACCGGCCGUAUGUCCUAACUCUCAUUCCAAAACUGGAGUGCCUUGAUAAAGAGCCUGUCUCCCUGGAGGAGAGGGCUGAGGUGUGGAAGACAAUUAAGGAACUCAAAGAGGAAACAGCCUAAGUCAAACAUUUGUAAUAGUUGCUCCACUUCCUGGAAAAUACUAGUUGGGGAUAGAUGUAUAUGUAGAAAUGCUUUGAAUCCUGCAGUAAUUAGGUUACUUCCGCUUUUUGAGUGAUGACGUUUGGUGGGCGGGGCUUGAGUGCAGUUAAAUCCCCUCACUUCCGACACCCCUGUCCUCCUCCUGAACGGACGCUGCAGGCGUGGGUCAGCAACGAACCAACGACACCGGGAAGUGGAAACGUCAAAUUACUGAAUAUCAGUUACACAUUUCCUUAAGCAACUCCGACGCUCACAA
Molecule: messenger RNA, 2596 nt
Organism: Syngnathus acus (greater pipefish)
Lineage: Eukaryota; Metazoa; Chordata; Actinopteri; Syngnathiformes; Syngnathidae
Gene: lrrc23
Product: leucine rich repeat containing 23
Exons: 9
Molecular function (GO): protein binding
Source: RefSeq, a predicted model, not a curated record